GGUUCUGAGUAAUUAAGGCGCGUGAAUUAACAUUCUUUCUCCAUCUUCAACAAGUAACUUGGGGUGUAUUAUAUAUGCUCUACAUAUAUUCUCCUACCUUCUACGUAUCAUAUUGUCAAAAAGGCUUGCCAAACCUUUGAAUCUGGUAAUGGCUAGGAAUUGAUUUGAAGCAUAUGUAUUAUUUCUUUCUUUCUUUAUUGUUACUCUAGCAUCUUCUGUACAUAGAGAAACUAGGAAAUAGUAUAUAUAUGUACUACAAUUGCUACAUCAAGAUCAUCAAGAUCAAGAUCAUUAGAGAUAAAGAUGAGUGCGAGAAAUGCAGGCAGCUGCAUGGCAAUUGUAAGCAAGUUAUAUUGUGCCUCAUCUCAGGUACUACUUGUUGUUAGGGAAAGGCCUCAUGCAGUAAAUGGAGGAGGGUUUGUAGUCACAGACUGCAACCAAAAGGUUGUCUUUAGAGUUGAUGGGUGUGGAGUUCUUGGCAAACAAGGGGAGGUAAUGCUUCGUGACUCUGAUGGAGAUCCGUUGAUUCUUAUCCGUCGAAAGGAUGGGAUUGUUCAAGCACUAAGCAUUCAUACAAAAUGGAAAGGUUACAGUUUUGACUAUGAAGGAUCGCAGAGGUUGGUUUUCAGCUUGAAGGAGCCAAACUCAUGUUUGGUAAGGAACAACACAAUUAAGGUGUCCAUUGAACCCAGAAAAAACAAUAAAGACUGGGACUUUGAGAUCAAAGGUUAUUUCCCCGAUAGAGAUUGUAGUAUUGUUGACUAUUUGGGCAACAUUAUUGCUCAGAUUGGAGUGAGGAAGGAAGUCAAGGAGGUGAUGAGAAGAAGCAAGGAUCUGUAUCAUGUAGUGGUGAAAGCUGGCAUCGAUCAGGCUUUUGUUUUUGGAGUCAUUGCUGUUCUUGACUAUAUCUAUGCUGAAUCUACCAGAUGCUGAUCGUCUCUUACAUGCAGAGACUAGCUAACAAGAUUCUAAUUAAUUGAUUUAAGUUUUUGUCACAUUCGCCAGUGAACCAGAUGUAAAUUAUUAAUUUUAAGAAGGUUUUUGAAUGUGAAUUGGAAUGAACAAUAAAUAAAGGGUACUAGCUUGAUCA
Jatropha curcas is the source of this 1090-nucleotide messenger RNA. Its product is annotated as LURP-one-like protein (DUF567). Lineage: Eukaryota; Viridiplantae; Streptophyta; Magnoliopsida; Malpighiales; Euphorbiaceae. The record is from RefSeq and is a predicted model, not a curated record.